AUGCCUUCUGCGUCGUCCUUCAUGCCUGCCAAGCUUGCCUCAAUAUCAGCAUCACCAAGCAAGACCGAGAAGAAAGCACAUCCCUACCUACCACGUCGUUCCCACCCGUCCGCAUUCCGCUAG
This is a messenger RNA of Colletotrichum orchidophilum, 123 nucleotides long. RefSeq lists its product as uncharacterized. The record is from RefSeq and is a predicted model, not a curated record. Bases 1 to 123 code for a protein of 40 amino acids. Lineage: Eukaryota; Fungi; Ascomycota; Sordariomycetes; Glomerellales; Glomerellaceae. The transcript has a single exon.